GAUGCAACAGCUGGCAAUACACUCGGUGAGGGGAUCUUCACCCAGCCAAAUAUUUAACUCUUGAAAUUUUAAAAACGUAUUCACAACUGUGUUGAACAAAUACUUCAUUGACUCUCAAUCUCAAUUACUGACUAUCUUAAUUUCUGUCGCGCAAGAUAAGCUCAAUUUUUGGGUGUAUUUUACCGGGAAGUCAACAAAUAAAAUAGGUGGUUGGGCAGCAAACCUUGGAAUAAAACAACGGGUAAUUUUCUGUUCCAUUCUUCGGACUUUUUUUACUUUCUUCUUUUCACACAUUCCUACUAUUCCUACUAAUCAUUGACGUUCAUCUAGACCUACAUUCCGAUCUUGAAAACGUCAAAAUGCGUUACCAAUCUUCAUUCCUCGCAUUCUCCCUCAUCACCACAAGCGCAGCUCUUCAAAUCCCAUCGCUGCUCUCACCACCGGAACCCUUCUACGCACCACUUUCUCUCAACCUCGAUAUCUCUUCAGAAUCAUCUUUAAUAUCAAACGAAACCAUCCUUCCCGAUACCUCGCCCGCCUCCUCAAAACCUAAACCCGAACUCCUCAAACGCAAUGGAAAUUGUCCUUCAAACUACAAUUCAUGCUCCACUUUGAAUGCCGCAGAUGGAGGUGCAUGUUGUCCGGCUUCAGCAACCUGUUCAACAGACGCUUCUCAAAAUAUAGCAUGUUGUGCAAUUGGCGCAUCAUGUACUGGUACCGUCACAACUCCUGGUGCGACUCCAGCAUCAGUUUCUGCGACGGUGACGGGAACAUUCGUGUCGAAUGCUUAUUUUCCGUUUCCAAUCCUACCUACGAAUUAUGUGAAUUCGGCAGCAUGUAGUAGCGCGACAGAUGCUUGUGCUAAGAAUUAUGCGCUUUGUACUGUUGAUCUUCAAGGGGGAAUGGGCGGUGCAAUUACGAUAUCGGCUCCAAAUGGAGGGGUAACUGUAGCAGCUAGUGUUCCCAGUGGAGGAUACUUGGGAGAAGCUAGUGCGGCGAGUGUUUGUCAGAGUUUGAGUAGUGUUGCUUGUGCGGCUGUGGAGACUGGGGGAUGUGCGAGAUAUGGAACGGGAACCGCGACAACAACUGCUGGUUUUGUUAUUGGAACGAAUGGUGUGGGUGCUAUGAUUCCGAGACCGACCAUGAUGAAUUGUUUGCCAUACGCAGCUGCUGCAGCUGGAGUUAUGGGGUUGGUUAUUUGAGGGAAGUGUAAAGAUUGGAUAUGUUAUGGAUUGCCAUUGUAAGGUUACAAUGUGAUAUGAUUUACGUACGGUACAAGGGGAGGGGUAUGGAAACAAGAUUGUUUCAGGGUAAAUAUAUGCGACAAUGUUACGAUGUACGACAGGCUACUUGAUGGCGGAAUGACUUAAGAUGAGAUGAAAGGGUUAGCGAGUGAAAGAGCGUUUGUAAAAAAGCUUGAUGGGGGAAUAUAUGUGCUGAGCGAUAGAGCAUGGUUUUGGAGUUUGAUGAUUAAUGAAUUUGGAUGAGGUUUCUGAUUUGGAAUUAUAUGAGGAAGUCGAUUUACAAGUAUUAUACCUAGAUAAAUAUCAAUGUGCACAGUUUAUGAACAUAUAAGAAUUGAAUACCUAGUAGUUUUCUUU
This is a messenger RNA of Sclerotinia trifoliorum, 1601 nucleotides long. NCBI's taxonomy places the organism in Eukaryota, Fungi, Ascomycota, Leotiomycetes, Helotiales, Sclerotiniaceae. The record is from the annotation of a GenBank genome assembly.